Messenger RNA from Drosophila grimshawi, 2941 nucleotides. RefSeq names its product regulator of gene activity (gene Rga). The transcript has 8 exons. Lineage: Eukaryota; Metazoa; Arthropoda; Insecta; Diptera; Drosophilidae. The record is from RefSeq and is a predicted model, not a curated record. The coding region runs from base 1159 to 2892 and encodes 577 amino acids. Gene Ontology annotation, biological process: regulation of stem cell population maintenance; nuclear-transcribed mRNA poly(A) tail shortening; regulation of DNA-templated transcription. Gene Ontology annotation, cellular component: P-body; CCR4-NOT core complex.
GUGUGUUUGUAUUCGUAUGUGACGAGCCACAAAAGUUUUUGCGGAACAUUUUUUGUGUACAUUUUAAGCGUUUUUCGAGCGCUCAAAAAUUGUUUAUAGCAUUGCAAUUGCAACUAUUGGGCAUUUGCCUAUUUUCAAUUAAAGUGCAUCAAAUUGUGCGUGGCGUAAAAGGUGCGCAAAUCGCGAAGCGAAUUUACCCCAAAUUCGCGUUCGGGUGAAAUUUCAAUGAACUGAGAAAACAAAGACAGAGAAACACACACAUAUACACAGUGAAGUAAGAGGAAGCAGUGGCAACAGCGCAAUAGCAAGCAAUUAUUUACUUACAAUAAAAUCAACAUAUUAUACAUAAACGAAGGCAAAACAAUCCAAAAAAAAAACCCAAAUACCGUUCGAAACAAAAAAACAAAACGCUUCGAGACUCUUUGAAGCUAUCGCAUUGGCCGCUCAAGCCCCAGCAGCAAAAAAAAUUGUGUGCGUUCGCCGCUUUUCUGCAAAAAGGAGGAAAGCAUAUUAAAAAAAAAAGAAAAAAAACCUUCGGUACUCCUUCUCUCGGGCAGAAAGCACGACGGCAAUAAAGUUCACCAAUACACAAAUACAGCGCGCGUGUGUGUGUGCGAACAUACAUAUAUAUGUAUAUUGUAUAUAUAUACGCAAUAUAUUUAGGGACGAAGACGGCGCGGAAAAAUACCAACUAACCUCUUUCUCUCACUCCGCUCCGCACGUUUCGCUGCUAACACUUUGCGCAUCAGUGUGGGUGCUUGUGCCAGUGUGUGUGUGCGUGUGAACCGUAUCCCUGUGCAUGGAUCCUGAAUGUGCCGUUGUGAGUGCCAUUUAUUAGUAGCUGUAAAAAAAGUGAUCAAAAACGGCAACUAAAAUUCACGCACACAGCUACAGAAUAGUAAGGACGCCAGUUGUGUGACAGCAGCGGCAACAACAAUAAGAACAAGAACGCAACGGCGUUAGGACGACGGCAGCAGCGUCAGCGUCGCCACAGACGACUCAAUCCCAGUCGCUUUGGAAUGUUAGAUGCGGUGAGAACAAAACAUUCAGUGUAUGUUGUUGGUAGUAGCAGCAGUAGUCGGCAAACAGUAGCAUUAACAGUGGAAGAGGAAGAAGAAGCAGCACCAGCAGCAUUAUCAUCCAACGUUCAUUUAGAUUAUGGCGAAUUUAAAUUUUCAACAACCGCCGAGAAGCAUAGCAAAUGCGGCAUUAACGGGACGAACAGCAGGCGGUUUCGGUGGUAGCUCCAUGUCUGGCCAUGUAACACCCACGUCCGGCAUGUUUCAAACCGAUUUCGCCACCUCGUAUCCUGGCGCUGCGAAUUACGGUCAACAAACGCAACAGCCGCCUCAGCUAUCGCCGAAUCGGAAUGCGCAGUUAUCGGUCGGUGGUCCCGCCUUAUCGAGUGGUAAUCGCAAUGCGAACCUGUUUGGCCAGCGGCCGUUUGUGGAGCGUCGUGCCAUGGGUUUGGGCAGCGGGCCCAUGUCGAACAUGGGCAAUUUUAUGCAGUCUGGCCGCGGUGGCUAUGGCACGGGCGGCGGAGGGGGCGGCGGUCCUUUAAAUAAUUUUCAUGUAUUCGGUGGGGGCGGCGGCGGUGGCAGUGGCGCAGACUCAUCAACGCCAGCGCUCCUCGAUCCCACAGAGUUUCCAUCGCUGACGAAUGCGCGCGGCCAGAACGAUCAGACACUGCCCCAAUCGAAUCCCCUCCAGCCGCCGGGCAGCAAACCCUACGGUAAUUUCUUUACCUCUUUUGGCAUGGUGAAGCAACCAACGUCAGAGCAAUCGGAAUUCACGAUGUCCAACGAGGACUUUCCUGCGUUACCGGGCACCCAAAACUCCGACGGCACAACGAACGCGAUAGGUGGCAACAGCAGCGGAGGCGUUGGCAGCGCAGCAGGUGGCGGAGUCGGCAUCACAGAGAACAAUCUGGAUGGCACGGAAAAGGCAAUGAAUUCAAUUGUGGUCAGCGGCGGCUCGUCGGGCAGUUCCUCGGGCAGUGCGGUGGGCGGCGGCAACGGACUCGGCGCCGUUGGCAGCGGUCUGGGCGGUGUUGUUGUCGGCGGUGGCAGUAGCAGCAGUGGGUCAAGCGGUGGUGUUGUCAAUGCGACGCAUGUAGGAUUAGUGGGCGCUGGCGGUGGCGGCGUAGGUGGUGGCGGCGUUAAUGUCAACAGCGUGCCCGGCAACAAUGCGAUGAUGGGCGUAGGCGGAGGUCUCGGCAGCAGCGGGGCAGGCAGCGAGCAUAUGAACGAUAAUUCCAGCAAUGAUAAACUUGUGAAGAGCGGCGUACAAACAUCGCCAGAUGGCAAGGUCACAAACAUACCAGCGAGCAUGGUGAACAAUCAGUUUGGCAUGGUGGGUCUGCUGACGUUCAUCCGAGCGGCCGAAACGGAUCCCAAUCUGGUGACUCUGUCGCUCGGCACGGACCUAACGGGCCUCGGCUUGAAUCUAAAUUCACAGGAGAGUUUGCAUCCAACAUUCGCUGGACCGUUCGUGGAACAGCCCUGCAGAGCACAAGACGUUGAGUACAACGUGCCACCCGAAUAUCUGAUCAAUUUUGCGAUUAGAGAUAAGCUCACCGCGCCGGCACUCAAAAAGCUGCAAGAAGAUCUGCUCUUUUUCCUGUUCUACACGAAUAUCGGUGAUAUGAUGCAAUUAAUGGCAGCUGCUGAAUUGCAUAGUCGCGAGUGGCGGUAUCAUGUGGAGGAGAAGAUAUGGAUAACUCGAAUUCCUGGCAUUAAUCAAUAUGAAAAAAAUGGUACAAAAGAGCGUGGCACCUUCUAUUACUUUGAUGCGCAAAGUUGGAAACGUUUGUCCAAGGUUUUCCAAAUAGAUGCCGAGAAAUUAGAUAAAUGUCCCAAUAUAAAUGCGUUUAUGAAUGGACAGUCUGUAUAAUAAUAAUAAAAAACAAAAAAUCGAAAAAAUUUGAAAAAGCAAAAACAAA